UAGAGCGGUCUGAGCGGAGAAAGUCGAAAUUCGAAUUGAAUUUGAAUUGUAGUUGUCAAAGCUGCCUUUAUUAUUGAAUUGUGGGACUCGUUCAUUGAUCUAUACUAAAAGUAAACAUGAACAAAUAGCAAGGCCGAGAUUACGAAAUACUGUCUAUUUAAAGUCCAAUUUUAUCAAGGUUUUGCAAUCGUUCUGAACACGUUGCGAAGGGUCGAAUGUCGAAAGGUUUUAGACCUCAUAUAAAGGUUGCCAAUAACGUUAAAGCUAAGAAAAAUGUUAAUUUGAAACCAACUGCAACAGCAUAUCUACAGAUAUUUGGUACUGGCAGUGGCGAUACGAAUCCGUCAAUAUUUCUAUUUGCAGAUUCUCAAAGAUAUGUCUUCAGUUGUGGUGAGUCGACGCAGCGUCUUUUUAAUGAACACAAACUUAAACUUGGAAAAAUCAACAAUAUAUUCCUUACUCAAUUAAAAUGGCCAUUUUUUGGUGGAGUGCCUGGGUUGCUUUUGACUUUACGUGAAGCCAACAAGGCGAGUGUGAAUUUGCAUGGACCUCAGGGAACGACAGACCUACUGCGUGCAAGCAAAGGCUUUUUGUCAAUGGGUAAUUUGGAUCUAAGGAUUACGGAGUAUGUUUGCAAUGGUGACAAAGGGAUAUAUAAAGAUGAGAAUAUAGUAGUGAAGGCCAUUCCAAUCAAAGGUAAUCGUGAAGAAAAUUUUAUUGAAGAAAAUUUUCACUGUUAUUGUGAUUCAAUUUGUGAACCAAAAAAGAAUUUUUCGUAUGGCUCAGAAAUAACAAAAUUACUCCAAUGUGAUGAUAUGCUUGAAAGAGCAAAGCGAUUGAAGUGGAUAUCCACUCGAGGACUGUGGUCAAUUAUGUGUGAACUUGUGUCCAUGCGGGUAAAAUGAAUUUAAAAAGCUACUGACUUGAAUGUUCCCAAAGGACCACUUCUUGGUAGAUUACAGAAAGGAGAAGAUGUUGUUUUGGGUAAUGGCACUAAGGUCAGAUCUUCGGAUGUAAUGGAGAAGUCUUCAGCUGGUCCAAUAUUCUGUAUCAUCGACUGUCCCAGUAUGUACUAUCUAAAACAGUUGGUGUCCAAUGACGUCCUUCUGUCAUGUCAGUUGUACAAAGAUAAUUUGACACCGAUCAUCAUGAUUCAUCUCACCCCUGAGGAUGUUGUGAAAGAACCAGAAUAUAAAGCAUGGCUGGAAAGAUUCGGUCCAGAAUGUCAACAUUUGUUUUUAAAUGAAGUAAUGUGUCCUGCAAAAAUAUCCAUGUUAUCUCAACUUGGUAUCCAAUAUUGUCUGAAUCAACUAAAUCCUCGGUUAUUUCCACCUUUAUUUGCAACAGAGAAGUCAAAUCACGAUGAUCUCCCUGCCAACUGGAGUGUUGGUGAGCCAUAUCUUAUAUACCAUUUACGACCUACUACUAUACAAGGCUAUGAUCGUAUUGAGAUCAGUAGAAAAUGGGAUAUGCUUACGAGUAAAGUAACGGAGAGAAUGAAAUGUUUAAAAUCCUCUGAGGAAUUCACGUUGCUUCAAAUGAGAAACGCUCUAAAUCAAUUUAUAAAUCCUGAGAAGUUUGUGGAAAUAGCGAAAGAAAAAAUCAAAACUGCGAAUGAAAAGAGACAUAUAUCGAAGGAAUCAAAUGAAAUGGACAAGGAACUUUCUGUCGUCUUUUUGGGAACUGGCGCCUCACUCCCGUCAAAAUUUAGAAAUGUUAGCUGUAUGCUUGUUCAUUUGAGCGAUGAGCAGUCGAUACUUUUGGACUGCGGUGAAGGCAGUUAUGGACAGUUAUAUAGACAUUAUGGUCCGAACUUACAUAAAGUUCUACUCCAACUAUGCUGCAUAUUUAUAUCUCAUAUGCACGCUGAUCAUCAUUUGGGUCUCAUCAGCGUCUUACAAGCCUGGAAGCGGUGUAUUGAUUCUUGCCCGCGCGAAGAAAGACCAGAGCCCAUUGUUGUUAUAGCUCCGUCAUUUCUUUAUGAUUGGUUACAUUACUACGGAACUUUCUGCGAUACCUUAAACUUCAGGUUUUACGAUUCGCGAAAGUUCGUUGCUGGCGUACAAACGGAGGCCGACAAUAUCCUUUCGUCUUUGUUGCAUGCAAAGGUCUCCAUAGUUCCCGUCGUACAUUGCCCUCAUGCUUUUGGCUUGGUGUUAAGCCACACGAAGGGUUGGAAACUAGUUUACUCUGGGGACACCAGACCGUGUGAGGCUCUGAUCAAAGAAGGAUUGGACGCUACUCUUGUCAUUCACGAAGCUACAUUGGAAGACGACUUAUAUAACGAAGCUGUUGCCAAGCAACACAGUACAACGUCUGAAGCCAUUGAAUGUGGACAGAAGAUGAAGGCAAAAUUCACGUUGUUGACACAUUUCAGUCAACGCUACCCCAAGAUCCCCAUUUUUAAUACAAAAUUUAAUGACUGCGUUGGCAUUGCUUUUGAUCACAUGAUGGUGAACUUUGACAAUCUUAGCGAUUUGCCACAGCUACUUCGACCCCUGAAAGCCAUUUUCAAAGAGGAAUUUGAUGAACAAAGUAAAAACUCAAGAUUUAUCAACAGUCUUCAAGUAAAUAUUUAUUGAUGCCGUUGAGUGAAAUUCGCUGACCGAACUCGGCAACUCGUGAAUUUUUAUACAUUUUUUUUGUUUGGAUGUAUAAAAUAAAUAGCGAAGAGAUUUGUGUUAUAAAAAAAUUUGUAAGAAUUUAAUCUUGUUAAUCAUUGUUGUGCAUCAUCGUUUA
This is a messenger RNA of Xenia sp. Carnegie-2017, 2739 nucleotides long. RefSeq names its product zinc phosphodiesterase ELAC protein 2-like. Gene Ontology annotation, biological process: mitochondrial tRNA 3'-end processing. The transcript has 16 exons. Gene Ontology annotation, cellular component: mitochondrion. The record is from RefSeq and is a predicted model, not a curated record. Lineage: Eukaryota; Metazoa; Cnidaria; Anthozoa; Malacalcyonacea; Xeniidae. Gene Ontology annotation, molecular function: 3'-tRNA processing endoribonuclease activity.